AUGGCUUCUGGAAAUCGUUCCUUCAUGACAGAAUUCACUCUAUUGGGAUUAACAGAUCAACCAUAUCUUCAACUUCCCCUGUUCUUCCUGUUUCUAGUAAUGUAUAUAUUCACUGCAUUGGGAAACUUGGGUAUGAUGAUUUUAAUUGGGCUGAAUUCAAACCUACACACCCCAAUGUACUUUUUCCUUUUUAAUUUGUCCUUCAUAGAUUUCUUUUAUUCAUCUGUUUUUACACCCAAAAUGCUAGUUAACUUCAUAUCUAAGGAGAAUAUUAUCUCCUACAUGGGGUGCAUGACACAGCUUUACUUUUUCUGCUUUUUUGGUAUUUCUGAAUGCUAUGUGCUGACAUCAAUGGCCUAUGAUCGCUAUGUGGCCAUCCGUAAACCACUUUUGUAUAGCGUUGUCAUGUCCCAUAAAGUGUGUUCCAGCCUUAUGCUUGGUUCAUACUUGAUGGCAUUUUCUGGUGCCAUGGCCCACAUUGGAUGUAUGCUGACACUGACGUUCUGUGAUGCAAAUACCAUCAACCAUUAUUUCUGUGACAUCUUCCCUCUGCUCCAGCUCUCGUGCACGAGCACCUACGUCAAUGAGCUGGAAGUUUUCAUUGUGGUGGGCAUCAAUGUCAUUGUGCCCAGUGUCACCAUUUUUGUCUCUUAUGGUUUCAUCCUCUCCAGCAUCCUUCACAUCAGUUCCACAGAGGGCAGGUCCAAAGCAUUCGGUACCUGCAGUUCCCACAUAAUUGCCAUUUCUAUCUUCUUUGGAUCAGGUGCAUUUAUGUAUCUCAAGCCAUCUUCUGCUGCAUCUAUGAAUGAAGGAAAAAUAUCUUCUGUCUUUUAUACCAAUACGGUUCCCUUGAUGAAUCCGUUAAUUUAUAGCCUGAGAAAUAAAGAUGUUAAACUUGCUCUGAGAAAGACUCAGGAUAAAGUUUUGAUCAGAUUCAGUAUCUGUCUUUGCACGUAG
Molecule: messenger RNA, 957 nt
Organism: Equus caballus (horse)
Lineage: Eukaryota; Metazoa; Chordata; Mammalia; Perissodactyla; Equidae
Source: RefSeq, a predicted model, not a curated record